CUGACGACGAGUACACACAUCAUUGCCUAAUAUUAGCCAAACCUCUCGAUACUCCCAUGAAUAGCAUCCAUGUUCAAAAUGCAAACAGAAAAGUCGAUGUUUUCAGUCCUGCCCACUGAGCUUUUCCUCAGCGUCCUAGACGAGCUGAUUCGAACGCGGUCAGGCAAACAUCCAGUGGCCUUUCCCCCCUCCGAUCAAGUCACGAAGACUCUACGCGCAUUGACACUCACAUCAAAGGACAUAUAUCCCAUUGCUUCGGAAUACUUAUAUACACAUUGUGUCUGGCUGGGAAACAAUAAAACGUUGGAACUAUUCGCGAGGACUCUCGGCAUAGAUCUCCCCGCAUCCUCAACCGGUCGACUCUGUUAUGGCAGCUUGGGACACAGUUCAUUCUUUCGAGAGACCAAGGUCUUCAGCCAUAUCACAUCGAUGUACCUAUCCCCAUUUAGGCCUCAUUUGAAAAACAUAGGCGUGCGCAUUAGCCAUUUCUCUACUAUCGUCGACCUACUCAGAGCAGUCAGCUCCACCAUAAAGACGCUAUACAUUGAUUUCCAGCCUGAUUCUGCAUCUUAUGGGGGGCUAGGGCCGGCCAAAACAUAUCCAAAAAGUAGUGUACUCCGGGAGAUGCAUAAUCUGGAAGAACUAGUCAUCUCAUGGGACUACGAGGAGUGGUUCUCCUGCCCUCCACCGAACGUCAAGCGCCUGGCAAUAUCAACCAGAAACCUUGUAGAUGGCUGGGUUGACUGGUUAGAUUCAACACCCCGUCUAGAGAUCCUCGUUGGGCUGUCCGCACCGGGACUGUCUGACGAUGCAGUCAAGAAUGCGUUCGCAAAAUGUUCGUCCGACCGGCGAGCGCCACUCGACAUCGUUUUUGCCGGCAUCUCGUGGUUCCACUCACCCGUGAAAGGUGAUAUUGACUGGAAAGACACCGACCCAAUAAGGUAUUGGGAGGUUGACAUUCCUGUAAGCUACUACGGUGAUGAAAAAACAUCAGCUAUGUGUGAACGAUGGAUCUGGGAGAAUGGCCUUCGAGGUUCUCUAUUCAAUAGUGACAAAUCACUUAUGAUGACCGAAAAUCAAGAGAGGAGAGUUGAUGAUGCGAUAUACUCUGCUGGUUUCGUAUAGUACGGAGUUGUUGGCCGAUGUCUAGGUUCAGGUUUUCGAGCGAUUCACGUUGACGGGAUAGGAGUAAUCGACUGGUCUGCAAGGCGACAUUAUACACCCUUUCGCCUGUUAGGUAGAAUGAGAUGCAUGAGUUCGAUUUUUCAUCUAGUGGAUUAGCUCAUAUCAUUCGCAUAUAAUUAGCUAUAUCUAGAGGUAUUUGUAUUAAUUUGCCAGCCUUUUGUCGCG
Aaosphaeria arxii CBS 175.79 is the source of this 1350-nucleotide messenger RNA. RefSeq lists its product as uncharacterized. Lineage: Eukaryota; Fungi; Ascomycota; Dothideomycetes; Pleosporales. The record is from RefSeq and is a predicted model, not a curated record. Bases 79 to 1125 code for a protein of 348 amino acids. The transcript has a single exon.